AUGCGCAUCUCAUCAAUAUGGACACUGCUAGCCGCCACGUGCUCCGUGUCCGCUCAGGCCUUCCCGCGGAGGGAUUACCAGACCUACGAUUACUACGCUGUACACCUUGACCCGUCCAUAUCUCCUUACAAGUUAUCUACACAUCUCGGUCUAGAAUACGACGGGAAGUUGGGCGAGCUAGAAGACCACCACGUUUUCCGCUCAUUGCGGCAGGAUAGGGACGUUGUAGAGGAUGCGGUAGAGGAUCUCAGACGUAGACGGCGGAAACGAGACGCCCCUUGGGAAUCUAGCGUGUUGGAUGGCAUCCUGCUGAACCGCAAGCAAAAGCUGGAGAGGAGGCUGUGGAAGCGUAGUCCAGAUUAUUGGGACGAACCUGAGAUCGUAGGCAGAGCCGUACCGACUGUUCCUGUUGACAGCAAUGUUAUAAGACAGCAGGAGCUUAUGGCGACUUUGAAAAUCAAGGAUCCUAUUUUCAACGAGCAAUGGCAUCUUUUCAACACACACGAUCCCGGGAACGACCUGAACGUCACGGGCGUCUGGCUGCAGGGCAUCACGGGCAAGAAUGCUACGGUCUGCAUCGUGGAUGAUGGAUUGGACAUGGACAGCGACGAUCUGAAGCCAAACUACUUCGCCGGGGGUUCUUACGACUUUAAUGACCACGUUGACGAGCCCAAGCCCAGGCUGGACGACGACCAUCACGGGACAAGAUGCGCGGGAGAGGUUGCAGCAGCAAAGAAUGAUGCGUGCGGUGUUGGUGUCGCGUGGGAUUCGAGGAUCUCUGGCAUCAGGAUCCUGUCCGGAGGCCUUUCCGAAGCCGACGAAGCGCACUCGCUAAACUACGGCUUCCAGGAGAACGACAUUUACUCCUGCUCUUGGGGCCCGCCUGACGAUGGCAGGUCGAUGGAAGCACCGAGCAUACUUGUCAAGCGAGCGAUGGUCACAGGCGUACAAAAAGGUCGCCAAGGCAACGGCACCAUCUACGUCUUUGCUGCAGGAAACGGCGCCAUGAAAGGGGACAAUUGCAACUUCGACGGAUACACCAACAGCAUAUACAGCAUCACAGUUGGCGCCAUCACCAGAAAAAACCAGCACCCCUACUAUUCUGAAGCAUGCUCAGCGCAACUCGUCGUGACGUACAGCAGCGACGGCUCCGGGAACGCGAUUCACACAACAGACGUCGGUGCGCACACUUGCUCCACCACUCACGGCGGCACAUCAGCAGCCGGUCCGCUGGCCGCCGGAGUCUAUGCGCUCGUCUUGGAGAUCCGCCCAGAUCUCACCUGGCGAGACAUGCAAUGGCUGACGGUGCUGCACGCCGAGUACUUCGAUGACGCGCCUAGCGACUGGCAAGAAACUGCAACAGGCCGAAAAUACAGCCACCAAUUCGGAUACGGCAAGCUGAACGCCUGGGCGAUCAUCGAAGCAGCCAAGACGUGGAAGUCCGUCAAGCCGCAAGCGUGGUUCUGGUCCCCCUGGAUGCAUGUAAAGCACGACAUUCCGCAGGGCGACAAAGGCAUCGCAAGCACUUUCGAAGUCACCCCCUCCGCGCUCCAAGACGCCAACCUCGCGCGCAUCGAACACAUCACCGUCACCAUGAACGUCGAGCACACGCGCCGCGGCGACCUGAGCGUGGAGCUGCGCUCCCCGUCCGGGGUCGUGAGCCACCUCUCCACAACGCGCAAGUCCGACGACGAGCGCGCGGGGUACGCCGACUGGACCUUCAUGUCCGUCGCGCACUGGAACGAGUCCGGGAUCGGAAAAUGGAUCAUCGUCGUCAAAGACACCAUCGUGAACGAGCACAACGGCUCCUUUACGGACUGGCGCCUGCGCCUCUGGGGCGAGAGCAUCGACGCCAGCAAAGCGAAAUUGCUGCCGCUACCCAGCGAGCACGACGACGACGACCACGACGACAUCGUCUCAGCGCCCGCGCACACCACCACCGUCGCCGUGCCCUCCGGCGCGACUCUAACAGGGGACCUCCCAGCCAACCCGUCCGACCACCCCGACAGGCCCGUAAAGCCCGGCCCCACAGACGCGACUAAGCCCGCACAGAGCGACCCGACAACCCCAGCCACAGCCACGGUCCCCUUCGAAGCGCCCUCCAACCCCACCAAAGGCAGCAGCACCAGCGGCACAGCGGCGCCGCAGGAAAGCAACUCCUCCUCCUUCCUGCCCUCCCCCUUCCCAACCUUCGGCCUCAGCAAGCGCACCCAGAUCUGGAUCUACGGCUCGCUGGCGCUGAUCCUCGUCUUCUGCAUCUCUCUAUCCGUCUACCUGUUCCUGGCGCGCCGGAAGCGGCUCAGGAUGGCUGGGCGGGAUGACUAUGAGUUUGAGGUGCUGGAGGAUGAGGAUGAGGGAAGGGGUGGUGGGGCCGGAGUUGGGGUUGGGGCGGGUGCAGGGUUGAUGGGAGGAGGGAAGGGAGGGGCGAGGAGGAAACGCAGGGCGGGCGAGCUGUAUGAUGCGUUUGCGGGGGAGAGCGAUGAGGAGCUGUUGAGUGAGGAUGAGGAGGAUAGAUAUAGGGAUUUGGAACCGAGGCCGUAUGAUGACAGUGAGGGUUUGGCAGAAAAGGAUGGGGUUGGGCGUUGA
Messenger RNA from Coniosporium apollinis CBS 100218, 2586 nucleotides. RefSeq lists its product as uncharacterized. Gene Ontology annotation, biological process: protein processing. The coding region runs from base 1 to 2586 and encodes 861 amino acids. The transcript has a single exon. NCBI's taxonomy places the organism in Eukaryota, Fungi, Ascomycota, Dothideomycetes. Gene Ontology annotation, cellular component: trans-Golgi network; Golgi membrane. Gene Ontology annotation, molecular function: serine-type endopeptidase activity. The record is from RefSeq and is a predicted model, not a curated record.